UAUCCCAUGGCAAGGUGCAAAAGAUCCAGAAAAUGAUCCAGAAAAUGAUCGAAAAAAAACGCUUUAGUGGCGAGAUCAAAGUUGGCAGCGUGGAAGAGUUUCAGGGGCAAGAAAGAAGAGUAAUCAUCUUGUCAACAGUUAGAAGCACCAAGAAAGAAUAUCUGGAGGUGGACAAGGACUUCCACCUCGGAUUCCUUAACAAUCCCAAGAGAUUCAACGUGGCCAUAACUCGUGCCCAGGCUCUCUUGAUUCUGAUAGGGAACCCGGACAUGCUCUGCCUGGACGAGAACUGGAAAACUUUUAUAAAUUACUGUCGUGCAAACAACGCUACUGUUGACGUAGAAAGGAAAGAGAAGGUGGAAGACAUUGCAGACACUCUAAGAAGACUCAAACUCUUCUCUGCAGCAUCAUCAGAAUACGACGAAGACUCGGAAAUUAGCCAGCGUCAGCUUCAAGAACACCCAGAGUGGACAAGGCACGAAUAAAUAUCGCGCUGUUCCAGUCUCCAGCUGCACUAGAAUCUUGUUAUCUUGUAACGAUCUUUUCAACAAAUUAACUUUCGGUAACUUUUUACUUUUACCGUGUUCAAUUUUGUAGCUUAGGAUUUGCAAUUGGGACAAAUGGCAUUGCUGCACACUUUGCCCUUGCAUUACUGGUCAGUGAGUAAGUAGUCUAAAAUGACAAAAGGUGUCUAACUCACAGAACCUCAGGCGUGCCACUUACUGAGUGUUUCUGUUGCAUCUAAAAACUUGCACUUAGAAGUUCUAGACACCGUAUCAUUAUCAAGAAAACUUACUCAUUCAGAACGAU
Molecule: messenger RNA, 810 nt
Organism: Stylophora pistillata
Lineage: Eukaryota; Metazoa; Cnidaria; Anthozoa; Scleractinia; Pocilloporidae
Product: putative RNA helicase mov-10-B.1
Source: RefSeq, a predicted model, not a curated record